Messenger RNA from Tetrahymena thermophila SB210, 1866 nucleotides. RefSeq lists its product as hypothetical. Lineage: Eukaryota; Ciliophora; Oligohymenophorea; Hymenostomatida; Tetrahymenidae. The record is from RefSeq and is a predicted model, not a curated record. The transcript has 5 exons.
AUGGAUUAAAACUCUUGUAAUCAAUGCUCUAAUUAAUGCUAUGCCUGCUUUGGAGAGAGUUAGUGUUCUGAAUGUCCACAAUCAUCAUACUUGGUAAAUUAUAAACUAAAAAAAUUUGCAUUAUUAAAAAGAAUUUAGAGUUAAAAAACAGGCAAUUGCUUAGAUACAUGUCCUGAAGGAACAUUUUAGUCCCAAUUCUUUAGUCAAUGUCAAGAAUGCUCUAUUAAAAAUUGUUAAAGAUGUAGUUCCCCUAAUACUUGUUCUUUAUGCAAGCAAGGUUGGGUUUUGUCAUAAGAUCAUACAUCUUGCCUCUAAGAUUAAUGUUUUUAAAACUAAAACUAUGUGUACAAUCCAGACCUUUAAAAGUGUCAAACUUACUGCCCAUAAGAUGAAGAUAAGUAAAAUAAGAUAUGCUCUUCUUAUUUCCAAAUUGGCUACACAUAAUCUUCUGUUAUUCCGUCAAACCUUUACAAAAAUUGUGUUAUAGUAAAAUUUAUAGUCUUUUAAUUAAAGUAGAAGUAACAGAUUGCAGCUUUGUGUUAAGACUAAAUCAUUCUUUAUAGCUAUGAUGAGCUUUAGCCUUACUAUACUUUCAAGAUAAGUGGAAUAGUUUAAGACGCAACUUAUUUUGAAGAUGUCAUGUAUAUUUUAAUAGAGUCUUCAACAACAUAAAUAGUAACUUUUGACACUUAGAAUGUUUUCAUAGAAUACUUUGAUACUUAAAGUUAAUGCAAUAGCUAAAUAUAUAACAAUUAGUAUCUAUUUUGUAGAUCUGAGAUCACUAUUGAGUAAAAUAUUUUUGCAAUGGUGGAUAUUUUUACUUUAAAAAGUUAUCAGUUUUAAUCAGAUAAUUCAAAUAUUGAAUUAAUUAAUUCUCUCCAGCAGAGUACUUUAAAUAAUGGCCGAAUACUCAAAAUAAAUGACACAUCGCUGACUAAAGUAGAAACGCAAAAUUUGAAAAGAAAUCUCCAAGAUGAUAGUCUUAACUAUGAACCAGAGCCUUAUAAUUAAAAUAUGUUAUUAAUUCCAUUUGAUAUUCCUCUAAUUAGAGUUCUUCCUAGCAACUAAACUUCUACUUAGUCGCAAUAUUAUUAUUAAGUAUUUUUGCAGAUUAAUAAAGUUAUUGGCUUUUCAAACUAGGAUAAUAAUUUUUACUAUUUCAAUUUAACUACGUUAAACUAGCCACUUCUAGCUGUAAAUAUUCCUAAUUCUGGAGGAAUAAUUUGCGAAAGCGUAUAUGGCAAUACCCCUAUUUUUAUUAUGUCAUAGUAAUAAGACAAUUACUAUAGCUAUUUCUCAUCUAUAAGUUUCAACAUGACAUCUCAGCAAUAUUAAUUAAAUAAUUUUACACAAUUAGAUUACAGCCAAGGAAAUUUAGAGCAGUGUUACAUUGACAUAACACUUUAAAUAGUAAUUUUGUCUAAUUAAUAAGGAUGCCAAAUUUAUAAUUUGUUGGAUUUGAUAAAUAAUGUAUAAAAUGCUUAAAUUUAGACAUAUAAUUUUACGAGAAAAGACAAUAUUAUAAUAGAACAAUAAGUAUUAAUAACUUAAAAAUUUAUAGCAACUAUAAUUACUAAUGAGAAAAACAAUGAAUUAAGAAUUAUUAAUUUUGAUUAAAGGGGGUUUUAAACAGAUAAUAUUGUUCCAUUUGAAUUGCUUAUAAAUUACAUUGGAUAAACUGAAUAUUUGACAUAAGUAAUAUAUGAUUCUAUUAACCAAAGAAUUUAUAUCUCUAAUCAAAAAGAAAUUCAAAUGAUUCCAUUAGACUAAACUAAAUAAAGAGCUUAUGCUUCUGUAGAGGGAAGACAAGCAACCAUUGGCUAGCUAUCUCCACUUCUAAGUACUGGCGUUUAAUAUCUUUAAUGA